UUCUAACAAGGAAAAAACUGAUUCCUCUAGUCAGCAAAAAACUAAUCCUCCCCUACAUGAAUUAAGCGACCAAGAGUUAAAAAAAUGUUUAUUAGAGGAUUUUAGUCGACGGUUGGAUUUGAAAAAAUAUUUUGUGUUUAAUGUGGGGGAACUAACUAAAGAAAAAGUAUUUCAUGGGGAGAUAUUGCCUAAUGGCGAAGUGGUUAACAAAGUAGAGUAUGGCAACUCACGCAAGGCUAAUUCAUCUCUCGCUAGGGACUUGACUAAACUAUCUAAUUCGUAUAACCAAGGAGGGAAAAAUUUUAAAGAUGAUAAUAUUGAUUAUACUUAUGGAGCAGAAGCAAUGGGAGGGAAUCGUAAAGAAAAAGUGUUAGAAGUCUUAAAAACUGAUCCCGCUCUAACUGGUUUUGUAGUUAUCGAUAAUUUGACCCAGAAAUUAGGAGUAGAGUUGCAACAAAAAAAAUUUAAUGGUCUUUAUUUUCAAACUAGCGAAUACCUGCUCUUAAAGCCCCAAACUUAUAUGAAUAAUUCGGGUGAGUGUAUAACGGCUUUUCUAAAUUAUUUUCGUAUUCCGUUGGAUAACUUGUUGGUAAUUUGUGAUGAUAUCGCUUUACCAUUAGGGAAAUUUCGUUAUCGCAGUCAAGGUUCAGAUGGAGGUCAUAAUGGGAUGAAAAAUAUUAUUAAUUUAUUAAAAAGCAAGAAUUUUAAAAGGCUAAGAGUUGGCAUUGACUAUGACCGCAAUUUACUGAUUAGAGAUUGA
Funneliformis geosporum is the source of this 760-nucleotide messenger RNA. The record is from the annotation of a GenBank genome assembly. Lineage: Eukaryota; Fungi; Glomeromycota; Glomeromycetes; Glomerales; Glomeraceae.